Messenger RNA from Octopus sinensis (East Asian common octopus), 758 nucleotides. Its product is annotated as axonemal 84 kDa protein-like. Lineage: Eukaryota; Metazoa; Mollusca; Cephalopoda; Octopoda; Octopodidae. Gene Ontology annotation, molecular function: microtubule binding; beta-tubulin binding. The transcript is spliced from 5 exons. Gene Ontology annotation, cellular component: axoneme. The record is from RefSeq and is a predicted model, not a curated record. Bases 1 to 717 code for a protein of 238 amino acids.
AUGAUUGAGUUUCCUGUCUGUGCACCUGUCGUCUGCGAAGAAAACGCGUAUCUUGAUACAAUACAAUGUGAGGAAGAAAAUGAGCAUGAAGAAAUAGAUAGCACAAAUGACAAUCCCAUUGGUUAUGCAGAUGCACUUAAAUAUUUGGAAAAUAUUGAAAAUAUUUUUUGCAAGAAUCUGUGGAAUCGGUUUACUCGUUGUGACGGAAGUGUUGACCCAUUGGACAUUAAGGAAGUAAAUACAUUUAUCUCGUUAUGGCUGGAACAUGGGUCAGAUGAUAUAAAAGAAAUAUUAGAUGCAUUCACAAAAAACGAUUCCGAACUUGAAUCGGACCAAGUAGGCAAUUUAAUUACCAAAGAAAAAGAAUUAGAAAGCAACAUUAAUGGCAACCAAGAAAUAGUCGAAAGUGACUGUGAAGACCCAGAAGGUUGUUUAUUUGAGAUUAUUUUAGAUUUAUGGGAAUUUGGAGAAUUUGACUUAGACUCUGAAAUUAUGGAUAUGCGUUGUUAUCGAACUAUAGGAGGACUGUACCAUUUGGAAUUGCUAAGUCUUCCCCCUCAACCAAUAAUAAUUAAUCAAAAUCUGAAAGCAUUAUAUGAUUUUGGAAUCAAUAUCUUUCCCAGCGAAGAUUCAAACUACUUUUUACAAAUGAAUAAAAAAGUUGAAUUUUUAUCAAAAUUUAAAGAGAAAAAAAAUAACCGACAAACUAUAUUUUAACAUUUCGGUUGCAGCACCGAUGGUAGGAUUUGCUUAUUCAC